UCUGUGUUAAAUUGUAUUUAAAAGAUCUGGAAAUAAAUAACAGCUUAUUUUUUUGUCUUAAAUACCAAUAAAACUAAUCCUGAAAAUGAUUAUAUCCAUAUCUUAUUUUAUUCUCAUUAUUGGAAUUACCAUUGUAACGAUUUCAUAUGCAACCCUAUUUUUAAAGUGUAAAAAAAAGGCGUUUGUAUCAAAAGGACUAUAUAAUCAAGGAAAAGACGUUCAAGUGUUUGAUCAGGCUCCUGGACCACAUCCCUGGCCAAUAAUCGGGAACUUAGAUUUACUAGGUCGAUUUCAGUAUAACCCUUUUCAGGGCUUUGGUGCUUUAACUAAAAAAUAUGGUGAUAUUUACUCCAUAACUCUUGGACACACUCGCUGCUUAGUAGUGAACAAUUUCGAUUUAAUAAAAGAAGUGUUAAACAAAAAUGGAAAAUACCUCGGCGGACGUCCGGACUUUGCACGGUAUCAUAAGCUAUUCGGCGGUGAUCGAAACAACUCAUUGGCCCUAUGUGACUGGUCUCAAUUACAACAAAGACGGAGAAAUUUAGCAAGACGACAUUGUUCACCUCGAGAAGCAUCCUCAUAUUUUUCUAAGAUGUCUGACAUUGGAGGCCUCGAAAUUAGUUACUUAUUAGACCAGCUAAAUAAAAUGUCUUUGGUAAAUUCCAUCGACAUAAAACCUUUAAUUCUUAAAGCCAGCGCUAAUAUGUUUUGUCAGUAUAUGUGUUCGGUUCGUUUUGAUUACAUCGAUAAAGAUUUUCAAAAAAUUAUUGAAUUUUUUGAUGAAAUAUUUUGGGAAAUUAACCAGGGCUAUUCCUUUGAUUUUCUACCUUGGCUUAUGCCAUUUUACACCAAACACAUACAAAAAAUAGUGCAUUGGUCAUUAACUAUACGUAAAUUUAUUUUAGAUAGAAUUGUCAAUCGUCGAGAAACAAACAUUAAUUUACAUGAACCCGACAAAGAUUUUACUGAUGCUCUCUUAAAAAGUUUGAAAGAAGAUCAAAAUGUACCCUUUAAUACAAUUAUUUUUAUGCUAGAGGAUUUUAUUGGAGGGCACUCAGCAGUUGGAAAUUUGGUAAUGUUGGCACUGACGUACAUAGCUAAAAAUCCAAUGACUGGUCAGCUUAUCAAGCAAGAAGUCGAUACUGUUUCUAAUAAGGGCGUAAGGAGUAUUAGCCUUUAUGAUAUGAAUGUAAUGCCAUAUACGAUGGCGGUUAUUUUAGAGGUUCUACGACACUCGUCGUCCCCUAUUGUUCCCCACGUUGCGAUGGAAGAUACAGUGAUAUCGGGUUUUGGGGUUACUAAGGGUACAGUUGUAUUUAUAAAUAACUUUAUUUUAAAUAUAGACGAAGAUAACUGGAAAUAUCCUGAUCAAUUUAAUCCUGAGCGUUUUUUAGAAAAAAAAAAUAAUAAUAAAAUAAACAGGACCACAAAAAAUUCAGACUCAGGUGUACAGUUAGACAAAGAAAAGUUCAACAAUUGCGGUUUGAAUAAGUUUGGUAAAGGUAACCAAAAAACGAACAAAAACGUUUAUGAUAGACAGGAAUUUCAGCUUAAAAAAAAUAUUCCGCAUUUCUUACCCUUCAGUGUAGGUAAGCGCACAUGCAUUGGUCAAAAUCUGGUUAAGGGCUUUGGGUUUCUUUUACUUGCCAAUAUUAUACAAAACUACAAUGUUAAGUGCUCUGAUUUUUCGAAACUUAGUUUAAAAAAAUCAAGUGUUGCCCUGCCGACAAAAUGCUUUCAGCUCUUAUUGAGGCCAAGAACUUAAUUUAAAAUAAUACGUAAGAUUGUAAUAGGAAUGGUAAUAUAAUGUGAAAAAUGUAUUAAUUGGUUUUUAUUUAAUUGCAUUUGAUACAUUUGGUUGUAAGAAAAUAUUUUGAAUAAAAAAGUCAAAAGUAAAGCUACCGACGAUAAGGCGCUAUUGUCGAUAAGGCAGUUUGUCGACAAAGCAGUGAGUGAUUGCUAGCUAAGCUAGCAUAUAAUUUAAACUUAAAGAUACAAUCUGAAAGAUACAAUACAUACACAAAUACAAAUAAAUUUAUAUUAAA
This is a messenger RNA of Drosophila takahashii, 2045 nucleotides long. The record is from RefSeq and is a predicted model, not a curated record. NCBI's taxonomy places the organism in Eukaryota, Metazoa, Arthropoda, Insecta, Diptera, Drosophilidae.